UCCAUCCCACUCUCCCGGAUCCGGCAUUGCGCCAUGGCGUCGUCGGCGUCCCGCCAUCUCCUCCCCCUCCUCCUGCUGCUGCUGCUGGUUGUGGCCGUGGGAGGCGUGUUCGGUGGUGGGGGUGGGGGUGGAGGGGAGAGGACGUUCAUCGUGCGGGUGGAUGCGGACGCGAAGCCGUCGGCGUUCCCGACCCACGCGCACUGGUACGAGGCGGCGGUGAUGACGGCGGCGGCGUCGGGGGGCGGAGGGGAGUGGCGGGAGGGCGGCCCGCUGAUCCACACCUACUCCGCCGCCUUCCACGGCUUCUCCGCGCGGAUGUCGCCUGCUGCGGGCUCGGCGCUUGCGGCGGCUCCUGGGGUGGCGGCGGUUGUGCCGGAGCGAGUCCGCCACCUCGCCACCACGCGCUCCCCGCAGUUCCUUGGGCUGCUGUCGUCCCCGCCGUCGGCGCUGCUCGCGGACUCCGACUUCGGAGCCGACCUCGUCAUCGCCAUCAUCGACACCGGCAUCUCGCCCACCCACCGAAGCUUCCACGACCGCGGGCUUGGUCCGGUGCCGCCCAAGUGGCGCGGGGUGUGCUCGUCGGGGCCCGGAUUUCCCCCCAACUCCUGCAACCGCAAGCUCGUCGGCGCGCGGUUCUUUUCCGCCGGGUACGAGGCCACCUCCGGCCGCAUGAACGAGACGGCGGAGGUCAGGUCGCCGCUCGACACAGAUGGGCACGGGACGCACACGGCCUCCGUCGCCGCCGGCCGCUACGUGUUCCCGGCGUCCACCCUCGGCUACGCGCGCGGCGUGGCCGCCGGUAUGGCGCCCAAGGCACGCCUCGCGGCGUACAAGGUGUGCUGGGUCGGCGGCUGCUUCGACUCCGACAUCCUCGCGGCAUUCGACGCCGCCGUUGCUGAUGGCGUCGAUGUCGUGUCCCUCAGCGUCGGUGGUGUCGUCGUGCCGUACUACCUUGACGCCAUUGCCAUUGGGGCAUUCGGCGCGACCGAGGCUGGGAUUGUAGUUUCGGCUUCGGCCGGCAAUGGCGGCCCCGGUGGGCUCACGGUGACCAAUGUGGCUCCCUGGAUGGCCACGGUAGGCGCUGGGUCCAUGGACCGCGCCUUUCCGGCCAACGUGCGGCUCGGCAACGGCCAAGUACUCGACGGUGUCAGCGUGUACGGCGGACCAGCGCUCCAAUCCGGCAAGAUGUAUGAGCUUGUAUAUGCCGGAGCAAGCAGUGGAGCUGCCUCAUCUGCGGCUGAUGGCUACUCGGCGUCCAUGUGUCUCGACGGCUCCCUCGACCCCGCUGCGGUGCGUGGUAAGAUCGUGGUGUGCGACCGCGGCGUGAACUCGCGCGCCGCCAAGGGCGACGUGGUUCACCGCGCGGGCGGCGUCGGGAUGGUGCUCGCCAAUGGGCUGUUCGACGGCGAGGGCCUCGUUGCCGACUGCCACGUUCUGCCAGCCACAGCCGUCGGGGCGGCCGCCGGCGAGAGGCUUCGUAAGUACAUUGGGUCGUCCACGCGGCAGGCGCCGGCCACCGGCACCAUCUUGUUCGAAGGCACCCACCUCGGCGUGCACCCGGCGCCCGUGGUGGCCGCGUUCUCGGCGCGCGGCCCGAAUCCCCAAUCCCCGGAGAUACUCAAACCGGACCUGAUUGCUCCCGGCCUGAACAUCCUCGCCGCAUGGCCCAGCGGCGUCGGUCCGGCCGGCAUCCCCUCUGAUGGCCGCCGCACUGAAUUCAACAUCCUCUCGGGCACAUCCAUGGCUUGCCCACACGUCUCCGGCCUCGCCGCAUUGCUCAAGGCGGCGCAUCCUACCUGGAGCCCCGCGGCGAUCAAGUCAGCGCUCAUGACCACCGCCUACAUCAAGGACAACAGCAACGGCACCAUGGUGGACGAGUCCACGGGCGUCGUGGCCGACGUGUUCGACUUCGGCGCUGGGCACGUUGACCCGAUGCGCGCCAUGGACCCUGGUCUCGUCUACGACAUCACCCCCGCGGACUACGUCAACUUCCUCUGCAACCUGAACUACACCGAGCAGAACAUCCGGGCGAUCACCCGGCGGCCGGCGGACUGCCGCGGCGCGCGCCGGGCGGGGCACGCCGGGAACCUUAACUACCCGUCCUUGUCCGCCACGUUCGUCGCGGACGGCACCAGGGCGACGAUGAAGACCCACUUCAUCCGGACGGUGACCAACGUCGGCGGCAGGCGGGCGGCGUACCGCGCGACUGUCAGGGCGCCCGAGGGGUGCACGGUGACCGUCCAGCCGCGGCAGCUGGCGUUCCGGCGCGACGGGCAGAAGCUGAGCUUCACCGUGCGGGUGGAGGCCGCGGCGCCCGCCAAGAAGAUGGAGCCCGGGAGCUCGCAGGUGAGGAGCGGCGCGGUGACGUGGAGCGACGGGAGGCACACCGUGAACACCCCAGUCGUCGUGACAGUGCAAGCGCCGCUGCAGUAAUAAGACCAAAGGAAAAACGAAAAAAAGUUCCCCGUGCCGACGCCGAUUAGAGCGAGGCGAACACCAUCUCAGUGUUGUUCUCCAGUGAGUGAGACAUUGCUCCUUGGACCAUAAUAAUGGUAUUAUUAGUAUCCACUAGCGGUAGUAUUAGUAUUUAUUAUACAUAUGUAUAAGCUUAAGCUAUACUUGAACUCUAGCUCAGGGUUCUCUAAUCUUCUGCUGUUCUACCUCCCUACUCCCUAAUCUCGAUCUUCUUUUCCUUUCUUCCUGAAGAAUGCGGCAUGCCAUUAUGUGGCUUCGCAGUGGUACUAGAGUUUGAGGGUUUUCAAGAGGUUUAUGAUGUGUGUAAAGAGGCAAGGAGUUGAUAUGAUAUAAAUCAUCUCAU
Messenger RNA from Oryza brachyantha (malo sina), 2818 nucleotides. RefSeq names its product subtilisin-like protease SBT1.5. The record is from RefSeq and is a predicted model, not a curated record. Gene Ontology annotation, molecular function: serine-type endopeptidase activity. The coding region runs from base 34 to 2433 and encodes 799 amino acids. Gene Ontology annotation, biological process: proteolysis. Lineage: Eukaryota; Viridiplantae; Streptophyta; Magnoliopsida; Poales; Poaceae. The transcript has a single exon.